This is a messenger RNA of Tachysurus vachellii, 656 nucleotides long. RefSeq lists its product as uncharacterized. Gene Ontology annotation, cellular component: membrane. The coding region runs from base 86 to 559 and encodes 157 amino acids. The record is from RefSeq and is a predicted model, not a curated record. The transcript is spliced from 4 exons. NCBI's taxonomy places the organism in Eukaryota, Metazoa, Chordata, Actinopteri, Siluriformes, Bagridae. Gene Ontology annotation, biological process: cell adhesion; tissue regeneration.
UUAACUGAAUCAACUAGGCUAGGUACCAUAGGAUUAUUCUUGCACAAACUAAUCCUGGAUGUCUCUCAUUUUUGUUGUAUAAAAUAUGGAGGAAAAAAGGCAAAUAUCCAAUGCAGCAGACUUUCCUUUAAACACUCUGGGAACUGUAGAGGACCAGAGAAAAAAGUCUCCCUGGUGCCUGGACAUGAACCAUUAUGUCAUUAAGAAGAGUACAGCCCAGAGCAUGCUUGAAAUAUCUCUGCUGAUGGCUAACUCUUCUCAGCUAAAGUCUGCACUGCAGGAGGGGCCUGAGUACCGAUUCCAUCUAAUUGCACUCAUCAUUCUGUCCAUUACACUUGAGAUCACCGUUGGCCUUCUUCUUAUCCUCACUGUCAAACAUAACCUGAAUGAUGAAAUGAAACAACCUAAAUUGAACAUGUUAAACAAUGUGGCUACAGUUUUGGUCUUCAUUACUCUCCUCAUCAAUGUCCUCAUCACUGCAUUGGGUUCUGAUUCUGAAGGGAGUUAUUCAAAGAUGGAUGCUGCCAGUCCUCAAAUAGACUCUCCUGGGGAUAAUUAAAUAUUAUUUAUACAUUAUAUACAUUUUUAUAUUAAAAAUGUGUUACUUAUUUAGGUUUAGACUCAAUAGAAGACAAAGACAAAUGAUAACAUUUUGG